AAGAAAUCCCAGGCGUGGAUUAAUUUGGCUGCGGAAUGGAUGAAUCCGAGCUCUGGAAAACUCCUUUGUGUGUCAGUAAUUUCUGAGCAAUGCGACUGAAGAUCCACUGAUCCGUCACAAAGUGUCAUGGCAACACAGUAUGAUUGACGGGCGCAAGAGGCAGAAACCUUUUUCCACAGUCGUAUUCCUUGGGAAAGCGUUUAUUCGUGCGAACGGUAUGCUCGUAGUACCCCCGCCGCUAAGCUCCGGCUAAGCUGAAACUAACCUCACCGUUAUAUUCAAUGCGAGGGAGACACCAAUAAUUUUUGUUUCUGUCUCUCUCUCCUUUCUACUCUCAUUUCUCCGAUCAAGUAGGCCGCUGCAUGCAAGUGCUGUUCAUCAGACAGAAACGAGCCAUUCAUUAGUGCAGCUCGCGAGACCCCGGGUCGUGUGGAUGCUUUUACUCGAGCCAGCUCACCGACCGAGAGACUGAGAGAGAGAAAGUGUGGCGAGGAGGGAAAAAAUAAUCUGACCACUUUCCACGUCUAGCUAGCUACCUUGCAAGCUUGCCAAUGUGAUAUGUAACAGCGGUCAAAACCCCGAUUUGCGAUUUGACAGGCCGAGGGAUACCAUUAGUAGUUUGCGACACACCAUCUCGACGCAAAGCCUUGGAUAUUUUCAGACUUUUAUUUGUGGAUCACUCUCUUUGGUUUCUUUGGACUACUUUAGCGAAAUAUUUUCAUCAAGAGUUGCCGAAAGUCAUCUCGCGACAUGGCACAGAGGGGUUACGAUGACGGGCUGCCGCAUUACGGAACCUUGGACGCAUCGUCUACAUCAAUGUACGAGGCCCAUGCCCCUCGGACAGCCGUACACUACUCGCAGGCUUACGCUCAACCUCACAUGAACCACGCACCAUCCGUCGCUCAUCCACAAUUUUACCCUGGACAUACACCUUCAAAUGUCAUUACUCCAUCGGUCACACAAAGUGUCACAGAUAUUCACAAAAGGGACAAAGAUGCAAUCUACGGGCACCCGCUAUUCCCACUGCUCGCGCUAAUAUUCGAGAAGUGCGAGCUAGCGACAUGUACCCCGAGAGAGCCCGGAGUGGCGGGCGGCGAUGUGUGCUCAUCAGAGUCAUUCAACGAAGACAUCGCUGUUUUUGCAAAACAGGCAAGGGCAGACAAACAGUACUUUUCCAGCAAUGAGGAACUGGAUAGUUUGAUGAUCCAAGCCAUUCAAGUAUUAAGAUUUCACCUUUUGGAGCUAGAAAAGGUACAUGAACUAUGUGACAAUUUCUGCCAUCGGUAUAUCAACUGUUUGAAAGGCAAGAUGCCCAUAGAUCUGGUCAUAGAGGACAGAGAGGGCAUCGGGGCUAUCAAAACAGGGGCAGCGUCACCAACAGAUGGGGGAUCAGACAACCACAGUGAAUCCAGAAGCCCCAUGGAUCAGUCAUCACAAUCUGGUAGUCAGAACCCCGGCCACACCCCACUGGUAGGCGGGGGAGGAGGCGGCGGCCCCAAUUCUGUCGGCUAUGGACCCCCUGACGAUCUUCAGUCCAACCCCGGUUCAGACCCACCCCCUCUCCCCAACGUGAUGUCUUCACUACAUGGAGGAGGAGACAAUGGAAGUGAAACAGGACCAUUGAAUCUUCUUUGGAGAACAGAGAAUGCCUUGCCUUGCCUUGCCUUGGCGCCCACUCUCUACCCCAACCCCCAUCCCACCCCUUUUGCUUUUUGCAAGGCUGGAGCUGUACCAGUUACACUUCAAAUCAUCUUCUACUUAUCCACAAGCAACGAGGCACAGUUGCAAUGGUUCCUAACCUUCGGUCGUGCCAUGUCCAGUUUCCCUCAGAUUGCCAGAAGUUUUGUGUUGCUACGUUCCGCCGUCAACACGAGUGGGCUUCAGCACUACAGAACAGGGGCAGCUAGAAGUGAAGAUGAGGCUGAUACAGAGCUGAAUCACUUAGGAAUGUCUGUGAAGGGAUGGCACAAAGAUUAA
Messenger RNA from Strongylocentrotus purpuratus (purple sea urchin), 1977 nucleotides. Its product is annotated as homeobox protein Meis1. Lineage: Eukaryota; Metazoa; Echinodermata; Echinoidea; Camarodonta; Strongylocentrotidae. The transcript has 9 exons. The record is from RefSeq and is a predicted model, not a curated record. The coding region runs from base 751 to 1977 and encodes 408 amino acids.